This is a messenger RNA of Acaulospora morrowiae, 1204 nucleotides long. The record is from the annotation of a GenBank genome assembly. Lineage: Eukaryota; Fungi; Glomeromycota; Glomeromycetes; Diversisporales; Acaulosporaceae.
AUGGAUACCAUUAACAUCGGAGGAAAUACUCAAGAUCGUUUUUACCGGUAUAAAAUGCCUAAACUUAUUUCCAAGAUUGAAGGCAAAGGGAAUGGAAUCAAGACGGUUGUUCCAAACAUGACCGACAUCGCACGUUCCUUGAGUCGUCCUCCAACUUACCCUACUAAGUUCUUUGGAUGUGAGCUCGGAGCUCAAGUUAAAUGUGACGAAAAAAAUGAUCGUUACAUUGUGAACGGUGCGCACGAUGCUUCAAGGCUUCAAGAAUUGCUCGAUGUGUUUAUCAAAAAAUUUGUUUUGUGUGCUGGGUGCAGUAACCCUGAGACUGACUUGAUUAUUACUGGAAAGAACGCUAAUACUCAAAAAAUCAUCCGUGAUUGCAAGGCUUGUGGCCAAAGAACCGACGUUGACAUGCGUCACAAGUUGGUUACCUAUAUCCUAAAAAAUCCCCCUACUUCUAAAGGAAAAGGUGGUAAGAAGGAUAAAAAAGGAAAGAAAUCUGCCGAUGAUGAGAAUCCACCUUCCCCCACCAAAGGUGGUUCGGAUGAAGGUUCGGAAGAUGAAAUUACUCGUCGUAUUCAAGCAGAAGCCUCCGAGCUCCCUACUGCUGACCAAAACGCCGAUGAUGACGAUGACUGGUCUGUUGAUACUUCUGCUGAUGCCGUUAAGAAACGUAUUAAAGCUUUGGAGGAAGGUGUUCGUACCUCUUUAGUCAUCACCGACAUGGAAGGCGAAGGUGCCGAAAGUGAGGAUCCUUAUGAACAGAUUGGCGAGUGGUUGGAAGAGAACCCCGGUUCUUCAAACAAUGAUAUUUACAAGAAGAUCAAAGAACUUGGUAUCUCCAAGGAAACCGAUCAAAUUAUGAAGCAUCUCUUGGUUGGUCUUUUUGCCGAUAGCUUCCACAAGAGUCCAGCAGCUUUAUCCAAGCAAAUUCGCAAGAGAGCCAAGUUAUUUAAGAAGUUUAUAACAAGUCCUGAUGAUCAAAGAGCUCUUUUGGGUGCCACCGAAGAAGUCCUCAUGGAGGAUAAAGGAUUGUUGGAGAGCAAGAUCGUUUGCAGCAUCUUAAUGGAAUACUAUCAGAACGAUUUACUUGAAGAAGAUGUUUUUGUCGCUUGGAUUGAAGGAAGUUCUUCCCAGAAAUACAAAGAACUCUUUAAAAGAACCGGUUCGAUUGACUACGUUGACCCGGCUGUCAACCAAGAUAUCC